Saccostrea echinata is the source of this 1631-nucleotide messenger RNA. RefSeq names its product ubiquitin-like modifier-activating enzyme 5. Bases 72 to 1259 code for a protein of 395 amino acids. Gene Ontology annotation, cellular component: cytosol; cytoplasm. Lineage: Eukaryota; Metazoa; Mollusca; Bivalvia; Ostreida; Ostreidae. Gene Ontology annotation, biological process: protein ufmylation. Gene Ontology annotation, molecular function: UFM1 activating enzyme activity. The record is from RefSeq and is a predicted model, not a curated record. The transcript has 12 exons.
UCAAUUUUUCGUCAAGUAAAGGAAAUUUAUUUAAAUAAUCUUAUAGAGGAAACUUUUUGAAAAUAAUAAGAAUGGCUUCUGUCGAAGAUUUACAGAAAAAGAUCCAUGAACUCGAGCGAGAAUUAAGGGAGGAGCGGAGGAAAGGUGGAGCUAUGCGAACAAAAAUAGCACAAAUGAGCUCCGAAGUUGUAGAUUCUAAUCCAUACAGUCGAUUGAUGGCAUUAAAGCGUAUGGGCAUUGUGGAUAAUUAUGAGAAAAUCCGAGACUUUACGGUUGCAGUGGUUGGAGUAGGGGGAGUAGGCAGUGUAACAGCAGAGAUGUUGACCAGGUGUGGAAUUGGGAAGUUGUUGCUGUUUGAUUAUGAUAAAGUGGAACUUGCCAACAUGAACAGACUUUUCUUUCAACCACAUCAAGCUGGUAUGAGCAAGGUAGAAGCUGCAGAAAAAACAUUAAAGGAGAUAAAUCCUGAUGUGGAGUUUGAAGUUUACAAUUACAACAUAACAACAGUAGAUAAUUUUAAUCAUUUUAUGGACAAAAUUAGGAAAGGUGGAUUGACAAAGGAUACUCCUGUAGAUCUUGUUCUCAGUUGUGUAGAUAAUUUUGAAGCAAGAAUGACUAUAAAUACUGCUUGUAAUGAGAUUGGACAAACAUGGAUUGAGUCGGGAGUCAGUGAGAAUGCCGUUUCAGGACACAUACAGUUUAUCAUUCCAGGGGAAACCUCUUGUUUUGCUUGUGCUCCACCAUUAGUUGUAGCUACAAAUACAGACGAGAAAACUUUGAAAAGAGAAGGAGUGUGUGCAGCAAGUCUUCCCACCACAAUGGCUAUUGUUGCAGGCUUCCUUGUGCAAAAUACUCUCAAGUAUUUACUGAAGUUUGGGGAUGUGACAUACUAUCUGGGUUAUAAUGCUCUACAAGACUUUUUUCCAACAAUGGCCAUGAAACCAAACCCACAAUGUGAUGAUAACCAUUGUAAAAGACAGCAAAAACUUUACCAGGAAAGAGAAGCCUCAAAACCAAAAGAGGAAGUGAAAGAAAAAGUAGAAGAAGCCAUUGUCCAUGAUGAUGAAUGGGGGAUAGAACUUGUGUCUGAGACUACUGAUGAGGAACUGAAGCAGGCCCAGGGAGACAUGCCAAUACUAACAAAGGGGGUCACUGUAGCCUACACAAAACCAGCACCCACACAAGAUGACAAUGCUGCUCAAGUCGAGGACUCCGGUGAGAGUUUAGAGGACCUCAUGAAGAAGAUGCAGAGUAUAUGAAACACGCCUCAAUCUAUACAGAAGUGUCUCUUGCUGGACAAGGACGUCAGAUAUCUCACUGAGAUGUUGUGAGAUACCUCACCAAGUUCUUGGUGAGGUUUCUCACAGAGACCUUAUUGCCACCACCGUCUAGUCAUGCUAAUGUCCCUAGGACAAAUUGUACAGCUUUGGUUCAUUCAAUAUAAAUGUUUUUUCUCAUGUGAAAGGUUGUACUACAAACGAUCUGAUGAAAUUGUUAUGGUUUUUGGCCUUGGUGCAUGAUUUCAUCUGAUUUGUUUGAUAAAAUACAAAUGUAAUUUAUUUGUUAGUCAAAGUAAGUGUAAAUUGUAAUUAUAUGUGUUGGUGAAUGACAAUAAAUUGAUCUAAUAUUUA